CCACCUCUCACCGCCCCGCCGCUCUCUGCUCUCCUGCGCCCGGAGGACUAGCCGUAGGAUGGCGCCUCAUCCCUUGGGUGCGCCCACCACCCUAGCGCCCCGAGAGACCCAGCAGCCUUUCCCCGGAGCCUCGGACAGUGACGUGCUCAGCCCCAAGUCCAGCACCCCACCCAGCCCCGCCCUCAUCCAGAGGGACUGCUCCGACACUGAAGCGGGUGACUGCCAAGGGAGCUCGAGGAAGCUUCGCGCCCGGCGCGGAGGGCGCAGCCGACCCAAGAGCGAGUUGGCACUGAGCAAGCAGCGGCGGAGCCGGCGCAAGAAGGCCAACGACCGGGAGCGCAACCGCAUGCACAACCUGAACUCCGCGCUGGACGCCUUGCGUGGUGUUUUGCCCACCUUCCCGGAUGACGCCAAACUUACAAAGAUCGAGACCCUGCGCUUCGCCCACAACUACAUCUGGGCGCUGACUCAGACGCUGCGCAUAGCGGACCACAGCUUCCACGGGCCGGAGGCCUCCGGGCCCUGUGGGGAGCUGGGCAGCCCAGGAGGCGGCUCCUAUGGGGACUGGGGCUCCAUCUACUCCCCGGUUUCCCAGGCGGGCAGCCUGAGCCCCACUGCCUCGCUGGAAGAGUUCCCUGGCCUGCAGGCGUCCGGCUCCCCCUCCUGUCUGCUCCCGGGCGCCCUGCUGUUCUCGGACUUCUUGUGAAGAGACCUGUCUGGCUCUGGGUGGCCGGUGCUGGCCGGGAAGGGAGGGAGCCGGGGCGGGCCGAGGCGGGAGGCAGUGGAGGCGCUCGAGCUUCCCUGCUCCUGCCGGUUCGCGCUAGCGGGGGUCGCUGGCCCGCUCACUGGGCUUAACCGGGCUUCACGGCACUCUGGCUGCUGCCCAGGCACAGCGGGCAUUGCGGGCUGCGGUCUUCUUAACCCUCCUCGGUGCGGCCACUUCACACCCCCACCGCAGGCAGAGGAGAGCGGUCUCUGCACAGUUGGAGACUCCCGCUCUUCCUGAGGACCCUGCCCUCUUCAAAGCUGCCAGCCUCCAGCCGGCCUCUUCUCCAGGGUGACCUAAUCCAGCGCUGGGUCUGACAACACCGGCUCUCCCACCCGGCUUUGGCUCCGUAAACAACGCUCAUCCUCUCUACUGCCCACCGAGCCCAGGGGUUCCAGGCCGCUCUGUUUUCUGCCUUAAACCACGAAGGUGAUCUUCUGCCUUCUCUUUUCUGCACUUUUCGAGUCUUUACCCUCCCCCGAGGGGAGACCGGGCUGUGAACGGGGGGAAAGCCCUCGCCUGCGGAGCUUGGCUCCGGUGUCUGAAAUGUGACAUGCAGGGACAAGUUCCUGGAGCACUGCUCGUCUCCCUAAAGAGGAAAAAAAAUCAGUUUGUAAAUGAUGUAAUGCCUUUUGAAAUUAAUUUCGUUAUGGUAAAUUAUAUGCCUCCUCCGCCCUUUUACACAUUU
Molecule: messenger RNA, 1454 nt
Organism: Psammomys obesus (fat sand rat)
Lineage: Eukaryota; Metazoa; Chordata; Mammalia; Rodentia; Muridae
Gene: Neurog3
Product: neurogenin 3
Exons: 2
Coding region: 59-706 (215 amino acids)
Molecular function (GO): protein dimerization activity
Source: RefSeq, a predicted model, not a curated record